Molecule: messenger RNA, 1443 nt
Organism: Aspergillus lentulus
Lineage: Eukaryota; Fungi; Ascomycota; Eurotiomycetes; Eurotiales; Aspergillaceae
Product: velvet factor family protein
Source: RefSeq, a predicted model, not a curated record
AUGUCGGACACGCCGUUUCCACAAUGGAAUUAUUCCACUUCCGUCAGCCGACAUCUCAACUCGAAAAGUUCCGCAUCCCUCAGUGAACAGGGCGAGGUGACGCCGAAUCCAGCUUCUUCCUACUCUAAGCAUGAACCGCCGCCGCCGUUUAUUUUUCAAGGCACCCAAGGCUACGAUCCGCCAGCCGUCUCCCCUGCGACCGAGUCCCGAUUCUCUUCUUCUGUUCACUCUCGGGUCGGCGGCGCCGAGCAGAGGUAUAACGGCGCCUCUGCCAGUGCUGGUUCCUUACCACAAUUAAAAGUACUGCGGAGCGGUCAGCCAAGGGGAGCGGAUCAUUGGGAUAGUAUCGCGCCUGCCAGUGCAGAUUCUAUAGGCCAAACGAAAAUGCGAUGGAGCGGUCCACCAACGGACGCAGAUUACUCCCAGUUUCCUCACCAGGGGGUCUCAAAUCACUAUCAUGGACAGAUUUCUGUUAGCCCCAGAGAGCAUACAAGGGACGUCGAUUCUUCUAACUCCACGACAAUCCCCAGUCCUGUUCAUUCUGAUCGCAGCUCAGUACCGCUUAGUGGCCGCUUAAAUCUGUUACAAGCCCUACCCCCGCAACCGCCGCGACAAGUCUCAUCAGGCAUCCCGAUGGGAUUCGAUCGGUUACUCAAUCAUUCUCCAGAGACUUCGCCGCCCCCAAGACGAGUCUCGGUGUCCCCACGUUAUCACCUGUACAUUCGACAACAACCCAUAGCUGCUCGGGCUUGCGGCGCUGGCGAUAGGGACCGGCGACCAGUAGAUCCGCCGCCGAUCAUCCAGAUGCUGCUCACCGACUUCGACCCGCAAUCACAGACCGAUCUGGACACCCUUCAAGAUCCUCGGCUUACCGUCGGCUGUCUGCUUCUCCCAGUAUCAGCAGCGAAUUCGUGGCCCGGCUCGCCCGAAGCCGAUGGGUUGUGCGCAAACCGAGAGGACCGCACGACCUCUCAAAGGGCCGAAGAGAAUGGCCCCGGCCAGAGCACGCCGCUGCUUUCAGGGAAAGCUUUUGUUUCGCCUUUCCACGUCGAAUUGGAUCCAGAUCCCCAGACAGCCCCGCCUCAUCCCACAAGCGCGGAUUACAAGGUAGAGACGAAGCCUGGGACGGCCAAUUCUACCAACGGCUUGGAUCUGGCCAAAGUGCGAGUCCCCGCGACCUUCUUCGUCUUCCCCGACCUCUCGAUCCGGUCCGCUGGCGUCUACCGGCUCCAGUUCCGGCUCAUGAACUGGGGUCUUGUGGAAGACACAGGCCAAUCCAUGCCCGUCCUGGCCGAGGUCUGGUCCGACCCUUUCCGCGUGUAUCCCGCAAAAGACUUUCCUGGAAUGCGGGACUCAUCGCCUCUGACCGAGGCUUUGAAGGAGCUCGGGUUCGUGGAGCUCAAAACCCGCGGCAAGGGGAAGGGCAAGGGGCGGCGGAGAUGA